Messenger RNA from Lodderomyces elongisporus, 222 nucleotides. It is a transcript of the gene HUB1, whose product is annotated as ubiquitin-like protein. The transcript has a single exon. Gene Ontology annotation, cellular component: nucleus; cytoplasm. Gene Ontology annotation, biological process: mRNA splicing, via spliceosome; protein modification process. Gene Ontology annotation, molecular function: protein binding; protein tag activity. The coding region runs from base 1 to 222 and encodes 73 amino acids. The record is from RefSeq and is a predicted model, not a curated record. Lineage: Eukaryota; Fungi; Ascomycota; Pichiomycetes; Serinales; Debaryomycetaceae.
AUGAUCGAGAUACAGGCAAACGAUAGAUUGGGGAAAAAGAUUAGAGUAAAGUGUUUACCCACUGAUACAAUUGGCGAGUUAAAGAAAGUUCUUGCUUUGCAGAUUGGUACUCCAUACGAAAAAUUAAUCUUGAGAAAAGGUCAUCAGGUUUACAAAGAUCAUAUCACGUUGGAUGACUAUGAAGUUCACGAUGGAUUCAAUUUCGAGCUCUACUAUUCAUAA